This is a messenger RNA of Sesamum indicum (sesame), 608 nucleotides long. Its product is annotated as DNA-directed RNA polymerases II, IV and V subunit 12. Gene Ontology annotation, biological process: DNA-templated transcription. Gene Ontology annotation, cellular component: RNA polymerase III complex; RNA polymerase I complex; RNA polymerase II, core complex. The record is from RefSeq and is a predicted model, not a curated record. NCBI's taxonomy places the organism in Eukaryota, Viridiplantae, Streptophyta, Magnoliopsida, Lamiales, Pedaliaceae. Gene Ontology annotation, molecular function: DNA binding; zinc ion binding.
AAGCCUUGAAAAUUCCUUUUUCCGAACAAGAGUAGUUUUUGUUUUUGGAUUAUAAAGACUCAGAAAAUCGAGAGAAGAAAACCCCUCUGCAGUCUUAAACCUUCGCCUGUUUUCUUGUGGUUGUGGGUUCUUUGAUAGCUUCCAGUGUGAUGGAUCCUCAGCCGGAGCCCGUUAGCUACAUCUGUGGAGAUUGCGGGCAGGAGAACACGCUAAAGCCAGGGGAUGUGAUUCAGUGCCGAGAGUGCGGCUAUCGUAUUCUCUACAAGAAACGUACACGCAGAAUUGUCCAGUAUGAAGCACGUUAAAGCCCCAUGAAAGGUCCACCUAAGCAGCUUUCCUCCCACUACUACCGAAUGUUAUAUGGUGUUUGCAUGUUGAUCUGCGGACAAUAUUGUUUUCUGAUGUUCUACAUGUCUCUCAUGUGAUUUUAUCUCGGCUCUGUGUUCAAAUCAUUAACAAGGUUAUUCAGUUGUGAAACAGUUCCCUACUUUCAGUAAUCUACUUGCUUGCUGUUGUUACCGAUUGUUCUUAAUUGUUUCAUGCCUGGAAUUUGAUCUGUAAAUUAUGUACUAAAGUUUAUAAAAUGUGAAAGGGGAUUGCUGCUCAAA